AUGGCGACGGCGGUGACGGCGUCGGGCGGAUGGUCGACCCCCUGGCGACGAUACCCGCACACCUCGACGCGUGCCUCCAUCUCUUCUCGCGCGCGUGUCUCGCGCGUGGACCACGGCCAGCCGGAUCCGAAGGGGGAGGCGCUGGCGUCGUGGCUGAGGACCCAUGAAGGGUUCGACGAGCUAGGGGUCCGAGUUCGUUUCGUUGGGGAGGCGCGGGGAUUCGCCGGGGUCGCGGUCGACGGCGUGAAGGAGGGCGACUUGCUGGUCCGCGUACCACGCUCCGCCAUGCUCACCGCGGAGGACGCGCGCUCGUGCCCCAUCGUCGGUGACGUCGCGUCACGAGUCUCCGACACGGCCGCUUUGGCGUUGAAACUCCUGGCCGAGAGGGACGCGGCGGAUGGAAGCGCGUGGAGCGCCUGGAUCGCGACGCUUCCCACCUGGGAGGCGGUCCGUGAGACGCACCCACUCGCGUGGUCCAGGGAGAGACGCGAACGCGCGCUGCGGGGCUCGCCGACGCUGACGCGCCUCGAAGCGAUGGUCGCGUCGAGCGUCGAAGAAUACGAAUCGAUCGCCGCCGCGUGCGCGAACGCGGGGGGAACGCCGGCGCCUCGCGUCGAGGACGUGACGUGGGCGCGCGCGAUGAUAUCGAGUCGCGCUUUCUAUCUCGACGACGGCGACGACGACGUCGAAGGCGAAGGGUGGUGGCACGACGACGACGACGACACAGCUGGCGACGAUGAGUGGUGGCCCGAUCCGGCGGAAUCUGGCGACGGGCUCGACGACGACCCAACCCAACCUAACGACGACGAGUUCGAAGCGUUCGGCGGGGUCGACGCCGCGCCCUUCGACGACGGCUAUCGCCGCCACGAUCCAACCGGCGCGUUCGUGGCGCUCGUGCCGUGGGCGGACGCGCUGAACCACUCCCCGGACGCGGAUGAGCGUUCGUUGCUCUCGUUGACGAGGGACGGCGGGACGGGCGCGGUCGUCGCCGAGCUGCGAGCCUCCGCCGCGUACGCGCCGGGGGACGAGGUGCACGACAGCUACGGCGUCGGCGUAUCCCGCGCGGACAGCUUUUUGCGGUACGGGUUCGUGGACGUGUCCGAAUUAAAGUGCGAGGAUAGCGUCGACGUGUCGGGCGAGAUUUUUCUUCGCGGGUUGCUGGGCGGCGACGAGCCGGCGGAGCCGUUGUUUGCGCGGCUGGACGCCGUGGGUUUGGGUCCCGGCGAGACGUGCGUCACGGUCACCGCGCACGGCGUGGGGGAGUCAGCGCUGGCGUGGUGCGAGAUGGCGGCGAGCGCUGCGAGCGGCGAGGACUUUGACGGGGACUUUGACGGGGACUUUGAGGAUGAGUGCGUCGCGGCGCUCUCGCGGGUUUGCGAGGCGAUGGCGGCGGCGUAUCCCGAACAACACGCGGCGGCGGUCGGGUCCGAGAGGGGAGAGGAGCGGGCGUGCGGGGAAGACGCCGCAGCGCUGAAAGGGUAG
Molecule: messenger RNA, 1482 nt
Organism: Micromonas commoda
Lineage: Eukaryota; Viridiplantae; Chlorophyta; Mamiellophyceae; Mamiellales; Mamiellaceae
Product: set domain protein
Exons: 2
Coding region: 1-1482 (493 amino acids)
Biological process (GO): peptidyl-lysine monomethylation
Molecular function (GO): protein-lysine N-methyltransferase activity
Source: RefSeq, a predicted model, not a curated record